This is a messenger RNA of Bradysia coprophila, 1489 nucleotides long. RefSeq names its product cathepsin L (gene CtsL1). The record is from RefSeq and is a predicted model, not a curated record. Lineage: Eukaryota; Metazoa; Arthropoda; Insecta; Diptera; Sciaridae. Gene Ontology annotation, molecular function: cysteine-type peptidase activity. Gene Ontology annotation, biological process: proteolysis.
AUAAAAAAAACUUUUUUUGUGUGUUAUGUCCACAAAGGAAAUUAUAAAUAAAAACUUUUUCCAUUCUAUCAGUGACUCUACUUCAGUCGUUGGCAACGUUUGCGUUUUAAUAUAAUUUUUUUUUGUAAACAUCUCAAGUGAUUUUAAAGUGAUUUCCUUAGUUUAGUUUAGAUUAAUAAAGAAAAAAGAACGAUUUUAAUACGGCAAUAUGAAAGUGUUAAUAGUUUUGGUAGGCGUUAUUGCAGCUGCAAGUGCUGUAUCAUUUUUCGAAUUGGUCCACGAGGAAUGGAAAUCAUUUAAGGCUUCUCAUAGUAAGUCGUAUGAUGAUGAUACCGAAGAAAAAUUUCGCAUGAAAAUUUUCAUGGAAAACAAGCACCAUAUCGCAAAGCACAAUCAGCUCUUUGACCAGGGAAAAGUUACAUUCAAACUCGCACUGAAUAAAUAUGCCGAUCUUUUGCCGCAUGAAUUCACUGCCCUGAACGGCUACAACAAGACAUUGAAACGAUCAAUGGUCACUGGCGAACGUGUUGAGGAGGGUGUCACAUUCAUUAGUCCAGCUAAUAUUGAGCUUCCAGAAACCGUUGACUGGCGUAAGAAGGGGGCUGUAACUCCAAUCAAGGAUCAAGGUCAUUGCGGUUCAUGUUGGUCAUUUUCCGCUACUGGAGCCUUAGAAGGACAACACUUCCGAAAGAGCGGUGUCCUUGUGUCAUUAUCCGAACAAAAUUUGAUUGAUUGUUCCGCGGUCUACGGAAAUAAUGGCUGCAACGGAGGCUUAAUGGACUACGCAUUCAAGUACAUCAAGGACAAUGGAGGAAUCGAUACUGAGAAAACGUAUCCUUACGAAGCAAAGGACGACACAUGCCGUUAUGAUGCCACAAACUCCGGUGCCACCGAUAAAGGUUUCGUUGAUAUCGACCAGGGCAGUGAGCAGAAAAUGAAAGAAGCCCUAGCAACUAUUGGACCAGUAUCAGUUGCCAUCGAUGCCUCUCAUCAAUCGUUCCAAUUUUAUUCGGAAGGUGUGUACUACGAACCGGAAUGCGAUUCGGAGAAUUUGGAUCAUGGUGUUUUGGUGGUUGGCUAUGGUACCGAUGAAGCAAGCGGCUCCGAUUACUGGAUUGUGAAAAAUUCGUGGGGAACGUCUUGGGGCGACAAGGGAUACGUCAAAAUGGCUCGUAACAAGGAAAAUCAUUGUGGCAUUGCAACAUCUGCCAGUUAUCCUUUGGUGUAAAUUGAGAUUCGAUGGACUGCAAUUUUACGUUUUUAGUUUUGAUUUUUUUUUCAAUUUUCUUUUUUUUUGUUAAAUUUUUAUGUGUACAUCUGAAAUGAUGCUAGGAUCGCUUAGAAGAUCUGCAUUCAGUCAAUUCAAUCAGUUCAGAAUUUAGAGGCUAAAUGAUUUUCAACCAUUCAGUUAUUACAACAUUUUAUUUUGAUUAUGCCGAACUGUUUCAAGUGGAAUCCUUUUUUGAAUAAACGAUUUUACCGAAAAUAA